This is a messenger RNA of Penicillium soppii, 1059 nucleotides long. RefSeq lists its product as uncharacterized. Gene Ontology annotation, molecular function: metalloendopeptidase activity. The transcript is spliced from 6 exons. Bases 1 to 1059 code for a protein of 352 amino acids. NCBI's taxonomy places the organism in Eukaryota, Fungi, Ascomycota, Eurotiomycetes, Eurotiales, Aspergillaceae. The record is from RefSeq and is a predicted model, not a curated record. Gene Ontology annotation, biological process: proteolysis.
AUGCGUUUCGCUGCCAUUUCCACCGCUCUUCUGGCCCUCGCACAGCAAGCCUGUGCUUUGCCUCUUGAAGUAGAGGAGAACUCUGCGCUCGAUAUUACCUUGAGCCAUGUCAGCGAUACCCGUAUCAAGGCUGUCGUGAAGAACUCUGGUAGCGAGGAUGUCACUUUCGUGCAUCUCAACUUUUUCCGUGACAGUGCUCCCGUAAAAAAGGUUGACGUUUUCAAGAACGAUGCCGAGGUUACCUUUGAAGGUAUCAAGCGCCGUUUCAGACUUCAGGGUCUCACCUCUGAGGCCCUUACCUCGCUUGCUGCAGGCGAGACUUUCGAAGAUGAAUUCGACAUUGCCACCACCAGUGACUUGUCUGGCGGAGGUGCUCUGACUCUUCGUUCAAGCGGCCUGGUGCCUAUUGUUACCGACGGUGCAGUCACAGGCUAUCUGCCAUACCGAUCCAACGAUCUCAAGAUUGAGGUCGAUGGUGCUAAGGCAUCCCGUGUGCUGAAGGCAAUCAAGCCUCUUGAUCGCCGCACGGUCGAGACUUGCAGUGACUCGAGCAAGAAAACGGCACUUGACAAGGCCCUCAAGAACACUGUGAGUCUUGCAAAUGCUGCCGCACAGGCCGCUCUGUCUGGUUCUUCUACCAAAUUCAAUGAGUACUUCAAGACCACCAGCACCGCUACUCGUCAGGUCGUUGCCGCUCGCCUUAAAGCCGUUGCAAAGGAGGCCUCCUCAACCACCUCUGGCUCCACCAAGCACUACUGCACCGACGUCUACGGAUAUUGCGAGACCAAUGUCCUAGCCUACACUCUGCCAUCCUUGAACGUGAUUGCCAACUGUGACAUCUACUACUCUUACCUUCCAGCCUUGGCCAGCACAUGCCACAGCCAAGAUCAGGCCACCACUACCCUUCACGAAUUGACUCACGCCCCUGGAGUUUACAGCCCAGGAACCGAGGAUAACGGAUACGGAUAUUCCGCGGCUACCGCCCUUACUAGCGCUAAGGCCGUGUUGAACGCCGACUCGUACGCUUUGUACGCGAACGCAAUCUACCUUGGUUGCUAA